UUUGUAUCGUGAAAAUCAAAACAACGCAGUGCAAACAAAAAUAAUAAUUUUUUACCUUUUCCAGUCAUCGAAAAAUCCGCAAAACACGUUUCCUCCACUCGUGUGUGCAAAAAGUGUCAAAAAUCAAUUACGGACAAGGCAAAAAAUUUCCUUCAAGGGCUCGAAACCAGUUGUUUCCCUUUCACACACAAAGUUUCGGACAAAGGUUUAUGUUUAUAUAUUACGAAACCUUUCAUGUCCAGCAACUUUGUUGUACAUCGAUGACCAAAUGUGAUAAGAUCUGCACGAAAUUCGGGUCAUUUUAAGACAAGUCAACUUAACACACAAUGGGCUCUCUUAUGAGCAAACAGUUUGCGACGGCAGCCCAAAAUGUAUCGCAAAUCAUCAAGGGACGCAAACGGAAGUACGAUGAGGACGAUAGCGAGUCGUCUCAAGACGAACAUAGUCUCGAUACGACCUUAAAUACGCCAAAAAGGAAGAAACUCCUAUCAACAACGCAAUAUAUUUACCAAGCGCUGUACAAAGAAUCCCGAUCGUCGGACAUUUCCGUGCGCGCUCUCGGAAAAACGUUCGAACUGCACAAAAUCUACCUCUGUCAAAGUCCGUAUUUCAGUUCCAUGUUCAGCGGCAAUUGGCGCGAGUCGGAUGAUGAUUUUGUGGCAAUUGAAAUUACGGAUCCCAAUAUCACGAUAAAGUCCCUUGAUAUUGUCUUUGGAUCAUUAUAUCAAGACGAAGUUGUGCUCGAACCAUUGGAAAUUGUUGGAAUUUUAGCAACAGCUGCAGUUUUUCAACUCGAAGGACUGAUCGAGAAAUGUGCCGAAGUCAUGUGUGAAACAACUAACAGCGAAACAGCGGUCAAUUACUACGAAACUGCCUGUUCGUAUGGCGUUCAUAGCGUUAAAAAGGUCGCUUUCGAAUGGCUUUUAACGAAUUUCAUGGGAUUCUAUUCGAAAAGCAGCAAACGUCUCAGUGGAAUUGAUGUCGAUUUGAUGACAGCACUCGCUUCUAGUCCAAAUCUUUGCGUGAUGCAAACCGAGUUUUCCUUGUACAUCAUUUUGCGAUCGUGGAUGUUCUUGAAACUCUUUCCGGAAUACACGCCGCCCGAAAAAACCGACGGUUCGAAGGAAGUUGUCCCGAAUCAGCAACCCGAUCACUCGACUUAUUUCGCGAAACGUGAAAGUGACGUGCCCUUUUUGAAUACGCGCGAGGGAAAGCAGUUUGAAAAGGCGUUUCGGGCACUGCGACUGCGGAAUCUCUUGAAUCACUACGUGGAUAUUCGGGUUUUGAAGCAAGAUAAAAUUAUUCCGAUUCAGUGGUUGUAUGAGCCGGUGUUCGAGCAAUGGGUUUAUAUGUUGCACAUUGAUCAUUCGCUUGACAAGGGACCAACGAAGGACGUGGAUGAGAGUAUUUUUUACGAGACUUGUAUGCGAUGCGGAAGAAUUUUGCAGGAGGAAGAUUUCCAAAAGUGGCGAUGGACGGGUUUCAACUUUGGAUUGGAUUUGGUUUUGAUAAUUGAUGCGAGGACACUGUCGAUUAAGAGACAUCAUCGAACGGAAAAUGAGCGUUUGCUGAGUCUUCAGGUCAAAAGGCAAUUUUUAAUCAAAAUCACAUUAAUUUCAUUGAACGAUCAACGACAAAUAAAACACAGCCAGACAACAGACAUCAAAAGCCUUUCAUUAGACAAGAACGAAGAGGUUCACCUGCUGCAUAUGGAUACCGAGCUUACAUAUCCGUUACUCAUUUCUGCCAAUAUUCUCGUUGUGACACCACCGCAAACCCCGAAAACCGACUCGAAUACGACGACGCAAGCUUCGCGCGAAAUUCUACCGCAACCAGGACGCUCAACGCCAACCGUCAAGCAAUCAUAGUUUGAUAUUUUGUGUAAUAAUUAAGAGAGCUUCUAAUUUUUCUUCAAAAGUAUCUCUUGUCAUACUUUACCAGUUUAUUAUUUCCAGUGCCAACUUUCAGGAAUUUGAUGUAAACACGCACACGAAAUAAUCUUUUGAAUAUUUUUGAAAAAAUAAAGUUAAAAUAUACCAAAACUAACAUUACUCGCAUUCUAAGCAUCAGCACACUUCUAGUUGUAAGAUUAACAAAGAUUUUUAAAUUAAAUUUUAAGUGUA
Messenger RNA from Culicoides brevitarsis, 2123 nucleotides. Its product is annotated as protein germ cell-less. The transcript is spliced from 3 exons. Bases 327 to 1868 code for a protein of 513 amino acids. Gene Ontology annotation, molecular function: protein binding. Gene Ontology annotation, biological process: germ cell development. Lineage: Eukaryota; Metazoa; Arthropoda; Insecta; Diptera; Ceratopogonidae. The record is from RefSeq and is a predicted model, not a curated record.